This is a messenger RNA of Plasmopara halstedii, 1611 nucleotides long. RefSeq names its product Stress-activated map kinase interacting 1. Gene Ontology annotation, cellular component: cytoplasm; TORC2 complex; plasma membrane. The record is from RefSeq and is a predicted model, not a curated record. Bases 1 to 1611 code for a protein of 536 amino acids. NCBI's taxonomy places the organism in Eukaryota, Oomycota, Peronosporomycetes, Peronosporales, Peronosporaceae. Gene Ontology annotation, biological process: TORC2 signaling. Gene Ontology annotation, molecular function: phosphatidylinositol-4,5-bisphosphate binding. The transcript is spliced from 9 exons.
AUGCAGUUCACGGAGCUAAGUGAACUUAACCACAUGGUGGGGCUCAUGCGACUGGCGUCUUGCAAUAGCCCGACAUUCCAUGACCGGCAAGACUCGGAAGUUGAUCGAAUAUUUAACUCGUCACCUAAGAUGGAGUCACAAUUGCUAAAUUCAUGGAUUGACAAGAUGGCAGCAUUCAAGACGCAGCCGUCCUCUUCUGUGUCUUCUCAAGGGCUCAAGAAAUCACCCAAAGAAGAAACAGCAGGUAAAACACGUGAGGGAAGAGAGAAGAGUAUUGCUUCUAGCAACGGAGCAAGACGUCGCACUUCUACUCAUGCCGGACGUGUUGAUAGGAAAAGCAGCUCUACUGCCAGUACAAAACAUGGAGAAAAGGAAGAUGGAACUGGAUCUGAAAAAAAACAAGAUAGUGCAUUUACGUUUGAAAAGGAGAAAGUGUCACCCAUUUCGUUUCACGAGUCGUCCAUGUUGGAUAAAGCUCUUAAGGGUUCGGCCUCAUCCGCUAUGGGUGCGAGGCCACCUAUGAUGGGAGCAGAUGGAGGCUCUGUGCUGCAUCUGACUAUCUAUUUACCUACCAGAGACGAAAUGAAGAUUGAUCUGUACGAUGUGUCGACAGUCGACGAAGCUAUUCAGGAGCUUUUACGUGUACAUCAGGUAGAGGCACGUCAACCAGCGCUCUAUUAUGGCCACCCUGAAUGCUAUGAACUUCGACUUCAUGACUCUGAUGGCAUUCCAGAUGAAGACUUUCCAGCUCUGGAUCGCUCAAGGAAGAUAAAGAACUUUGGUGAUGCAGGAGGACACGAAUACUGCUUGUGCGAGCGACCUGAUGCUUGCCCGCCCUCGAGUGAUACACCUGCUGAUAUUGCUGCACCUGCUUCAACGGCAAAACCUAGCGCUGCAUCUGCCAAGGCAACAUCUGCCAAUGACAAGGCAUUCUUAAAAAUCUUCAUGCCGAAGAGCGACGACUACACUGUAGUGGCCAUUGACGGCACAACUGUCGGUCAAGAUCUGCUUCCAACUCUUAACAAGAAGCAUCGGCUGCAGCUUUUCCAAGAGCUUUAUGUGCUUAAGAUUAGUGAGGCAGAACGUGAACGACUGGACCUUGCAAGCGACGAGAUCGAUAUGCAUACUAAAUUACGGCCACUUAAUCUUCACGAAGUUACGCUCGCCACGAAAAUCUUUGCUGAUGCUCCUCAGAUCUCUGCACCAGCUUCGGCAGCAGUGGGAGAAACAGCAAAUCUUGACAGUCGUUCCCGUCCGCCUCCAGAAACAUUCAUGUUUAACGAUGUUACCGCGGCAAUGUUUAAGGAAUGGCACAUCAUUAAAAAGAACAAAUAUGGUAAAAAGCAACAACGUAUGCUAGGUAUCGAUCUGAACAAGAUUUACAAUCGCAAAGUGGGAGAGCGCGUCAUCACAUCGAGCAAGUCCACUAAGAUUGCGGAGCGACCAAUGUCUGGUGUGGUGUGGGUACGCUUCAACCAAGAUCCGUCUGAGUUUCAAAUUUACUUCAAAGACAGCAUUGAAGAGAUAAUUACCGAUUAUACAGCCGACUCGCCUUACGAAUGCGCCGAGAUAGUUGCGAAGCUUAAGUACAUUCUUUCGCGUAGAAAAUAA